CGGGAAAAGGGGGCGGGGAAGAAAGCUGCCAGCCAAGCCACUCUACCUUUGCGGCGGAGGAAGGAGAUCAAAGUCCCCCCCCCCCGGGCGGAGGAGCAAGAGGCCCCUUUGCGCGAUCUUCCGCCCGCGGAACUCCGCCUCGAAGGGGCCGGAGGAGAUGGGGCGGUGAGGGCGCGCCCCCCUCGGCGGUGGAAGGAGCGGAGCCCUUGCCUUGCGGGCGGAGGGGCUCGCGCGACGGGUCCGGGCCGGCUUGGGGGGGGGUCCCUCCUCGGACGGCGCCGCGGCCGUCGGCUUGCCACAUUGUAGCCGCCGCUCGCAACUCUUGCCGCCCAGCUCCUCGGAGGCAGGGAAAGGAGGGGCCGGGCGGGGGGCUCACCCCUUUCCUCCUCCUCGUCCUGGUGCGCAGAGAGCCGGAGGGAGCCAGCCAGCUAGCCGGGCGGCCAACAUGGCUGAAAUCAGCAUCGACCAGUCCAAGCUGCCGGGAGUCAAAGAAGUAUGCCGAGAUUUUGCUGUCCUGGAGGAUCACACAUUGGCUCACAGCCUGCAAGAACAGGAAAUUGAGCACCACUUAGCAACAAAUGUCCAGCGCAACCGUUUGGUGCAAUAUGACUUGCAGAUGGCCAAGCAGCUGCAAGAGGAGGAAGACCGCAAGGCGCGAACCCGCAUCCAGGAGCGACACAAAGACAUAGAGUGGCAGGACUGUGAGAUAGCUCAGGAAAUUCAAGUCAAGCUGGUCAUUGAAGCUGAACAGCGGCGGCGGCAGGAAGAGGACGAUGAGGACAUCGCUCGAAUUCUGCAGCAGAAAGAGCUUCAGGAGGAAAAGAGGCGGAAGAAACCUCCCCCAGAGCCUUUGCGGCACGGUGCUUACGAAGAGGGUUGCUAUCCAGAAAGCAGACACCACUCGUGCGGUAGCCCCGGGGAGCAGGCUUCUGAGCAUGCUAGGCCUCACCGAGCCAAGAGCGGCGGUAGGGAGCCACGGCACCCAAGGGACCAUCAACGGGCUCCCCCUCUUGUCUCUGAGGGGCUUGACUUGGAGGUUUUGGGGAGCUCCUCUGAGGUGAGGAAGGGCAGAGAUGGCCAGAGGCAGGAGAGGGAGAGGCGGGCCAGGAAACUGGGCGGCCAGGAGACGCCACCGCCAAAGCCUUCUUUGGACAUGGAGGAUAACGAACCUCUGGACAGAGGCAACGACAGGAGCUGGGAAUACAGGGAAAGGAAGCCGGCCAGCCAUGAGAGACCUUGGAGGCCCUCUUCGCUUGUCCUGGAUGGGGAGGCCGAACAUCCUGGCGGAAGCAGCAGAAAGCAGAGAAAAGGGCAGCCGCGAAGUCGAGAGAGGCCCCAAAGUCCGCCCCCUCUUUUCGUGGACCGGGAAGACGAAGGAGCGCAUUUAGAUGGUGGCAACAGACGCCGUAAGCAUCGGGAAAGGCAGUCGCCUGGCUUAGAAAAGCCACUGAGGCCACCCCACCUAAAUGCUGAUGCAGAGGAAAGGCGAUUUGACCGGCGAUACGGCCACAGCUGUUCGCCAUGCCCAGAUCGCCGGAGGCUGCCACCCCGUGAGGACCAGCAGUCACCAAGGCCCCCUUCCUGUGAUCCCAGACUCUGUGACACAGAAGCACCCUCCCAGCGAGGCCUCAGGAGGGAUGGAGAAAGCGAGUAUGAAGGAGUGGGUGACGGGGCGAGGGCCUCUCCCUCUUUGCAUCAUGGGGAGGACUGGGAACCGCGCACAGGACGCCGUAAGAAUCCAGGAAUGAAAUCACGGGGGGUGAAAGAAGCUGUUUACCACAAAUCCCGCCCAGUAGCUGCUCAGGACCAAGAGUUUUACGAUGCUGAGAUUGCUCGGAAGUUGCAAGAGGAGGAGCUCUUGGCCAGCCAGGUGGAUAAGAGGGCCGCCCAGGUCGCCCAGGAUGAGGAAAUAGCUCGCCUGUUGCUGGCAGAGGAGAAGAAAGCAUACAAAAAAGCGAAAGAGCGAGAGAAGUCUUCUUUGGAAAAGAAAAUGCAGGAGCACGACUGGAAGCAUGACACACAUGAAUUGGUGCCCCCGAGGUCAAGGGAAGGUCAUGAAGGUCACAGAUCCAGGAGUGACAAACCAACGCGGCCUCCUCCUCCACCCUCAGAAGACUUGGAUCAUCUCUGUAAUCUUACGAGCCAGCAAAACUCAGCACAUCAAUUGUCCAAACCAGAGCCUUCUCAGAAAGGCUACCACUAUAAGCAGUAGAAAGAGCUGAACAUUUUCGCUGAUAGUGACUCUUCUGUAGCAAACUUUUCUGGUGUUCUUCCUGGAGAUCUUCUGAGUUCCUGCUAGCCUCUAAGGACCUUCUGGGAUGGCAUCCUUCCCAAGCAUCACAGUGCCCACAAUCAGUGCCUCCUGUUCAGUCUGUUGGGUGUUUCUCGUUGAGUCUUGAUCUCUUGGGCAGGGCAGUUAAAUCUUGCUUGAGGACAGCUUUAUCCCCCCCCCCGAAAUGUCUUCUCUUCCAUAGUUAAGUUUUGGCUUUAUGCCAUUGACAUUAUCUUUGUCACCACACCUCAAAAAUGACGUUGUAGGGCUUGGAAAAGGGCAACCAAAAUUAUCAAGGUGACGUAGCCAUUGUCAUGCUCUGUGCUAGGUGCUGUAUGAUGUUGAAUUGCAUCUUUAUUCUUUUAUUUCUCAGACUGUGUUUUAUUGGAAAGUUCAAAUUGUAAUAUAAUAAAAUACAAUACGAGAAGUAAAAGAAGCCAUUAAAAACACAAUUACAAAAUAAAUAUCAGUAUUUAAAGUGAACAUGCCGGAAGCUCACGGACCACAGUUCAGGAACCGCUGGUUUGGUGCAUGCUGUCUGCUGCACCAUAGAAAAGCCUCGUACUGCCCUAAUUUCCUCGCUCCCCAUAUAUUUUCAAACUUGCCUCGAUUUCACUGCCUUGCCCUCCUGCCCUUCUAAUCUUUACUUUUUCUUUGGGUCUGCCGUUGAGAAGUGUUAACUCUCUAUUCCAACAAAAUAUGCACAAAAGUACUUUUCUUUCUGUUUUUUCAAUCUCCUCCAGUGCCAUGUUCGGUGGUUUGAUUUUUUUUAUAUAUGGUUUAUUUUUAUAUGACAUAGAAUAGUCAACAGUUUGUUUGUUUUUACUCAUGAAGGUGCCAUUUCCCACCUUCUACCAUAUUGAUGUAUCUCAUCAAACCUGUAUUUUAUUAUUAGAUAAUAACAAUGUGGUUUUAGGUGCCAAAAGCUUGCCUGUCUAUACCCAGCUGGGGUCUCUUUCUCCGCUGCUCUGUCUUGUCAGUUGCGCUCGUGCAGCAUCUGUCUAAGAAAUUCUCUCUGGUGGGGCCGCUCCUCCACUUCCCUUGCACUGGUGAGCAGGCCACAAGUCUCUCUACGCUCAGGAAGGGGAAAGGAAAUGGAGACGCACUUAAAUCAUGAAUUUUUUUUUUUCCUGAUCAGGCAUCAGGAUCAAGGCAGGGAGAAACUGCCCACCAGGGGGCAGGAUUUUGGACCUGGAAACUCUUCCUCCUGUUCUUUGUCCCCAGAUUACUUGCUGGUGUCCCCAAAUGUCAGGAAAUUCUGGGGACUAGGUUUGGGGGCAAAGCCUCUUCCUUGUUAGGGGUGCAGUCAUGCCCUGGACUGUAAGCACAUUUGUGUCUAAGGCAUCUCCUAGACCAGCUUUUCCCGACUAGUGGGCCACCAGAUGUUGUUGGACCACAACUCCCAUCAGCCUCAGCCAGCAUUGCCAAUGGUCAGGAAAGAUGGGAAUUGUGGUCCAACUACAUCUGGUGGCCCACUAGUUGGGAAAGGCUGUCCUAGAUACUUCAUGAGUAGGUGCUGAGAAAGGGUGGGAUGAUUUCCUGCACAUGCCCCAUUGAAAUGGGGUGCUCUUGCAUAGCUUGUGGUCAUUUCAGUGUGGAUUGCACAGGAGACCUUCCCAGUGAAUUAUUCCCAACCAGUUCUCCCUAGCAAGCAAAACUGGUUUAUCCAAAGGGCUGAACAGCCAGUGCUUAUUUUUGUUCCGUUAUGAGCCCCUUCUGUGAAACCAUUUCUGUGUGACUCCCACCCACGGAGGUUGGGGUGGUGAUGGAGGAAAUAUUGGUCAGCUGAAUCCACCCUGUGCUUGCCACAGCCUGUAAACUGAGGAGCAGAAGGGCAGAUCUGCUGGGGACAUUGAUCUUUGAGAAUCACCUCUCUGGAAAUUACUCCCAGAAUCUGUCAAGGAGGAAAUGGUAGGCUUUUGCCAGAAAUUAAACUGGCACCCAGAAUAUUCUGCUUCCCAUUCCCAAUAAAGCACUUCUGACUAAUGCCAGGGGAUAGGGAUUGCCCAGUUACUCUCUACAACCCUUUCUCAAGGAUGUUUCCUAAGGCAAAAGUGUAGGCCACCCUGUGAGUCCAAUAACUCUUCUCCCCCUGCCUGCCAUCAUCUGUCAGCAUACGAAGCUGCCUUUACAUUGACUCAGACCAUUGGUCCAUCCAUUCCAGUACUGUCUGUUCUGACUGGUGUAGAAUAUUUUGUGACAUUUUGUAUAAUCUCACAGGGUUAGCACUCUGGAUUUGAAUCGAGCAAUGCGAGUGCAAAUCUCGGUGGGGCCUCCAAUUAUGUAAGACUUUGUGUGCCUCUGCGACAGGGCAGAAAAUAUGAGUAGGAAAAAAAUGACUCCAAUAAAUAAAUUUAUAAAAGUAAACCAUUUUAUAAAAAACCUCUCAAAAAAGUUGUAUGUAAUGGGGGGUUCCAUCGAGAUUUGACGGCUAGAUUCAGAGUCCAGAGAUUAUAAAAUAUCUGGAAAAGGCCCAUACGGGCACCACUGAGCAUCCAAGCACUGCAGCUUUCAUGUUUAAAUAACUUACAUGCAACUUGAAAGCUAGUCACCCCACAGACACAGUUUGUUCAAUAAAAAGGUGUCAUUUGACCCCUCCUGGUUCUGGUCUGCCUGCACUUUAUUUGCCCCACAAGACUUCAGAACGUCAGGAAAAUGGAAGCAGGUGGAUGGUCCUGUUUUGGGAGGGACUAUAUCACUGUCCCUCUGGAUCAAAGCACAGUGUUCUGGUGCUCUUUGAGGAAGAAGCAAGUGGGGAGACUAGCGAAAAAAAGCCACUGUGCCUUAAGCCAAGAAUCACCCAACGUGGUCCCAGUCCUGGCUGAGGUCUGCUUGCUGCAAAAGGCCUAAGGCCUCCUGGCCUUGAAAGGCAUCUGAUCAGUGAUGUCCUGCUUCCUCUGAGAAAAAUGUUGACUGCAUUGGGGAAGGUGCAUUUUCAUUUUCCUUGGCUUAGCAAUAGAGACAGAAACAUGCAGCUCUUCACUACGAAUAGAUCAUUUGUGUGUGCUGCAUUGCACUGGCCCUUCUCUGUAAAGAUGGGAAGUGGAUUGAUUGAUCUAGCACUUGCAACUAUUUCUUUUUAUUUAAAAAGGGGGCGGGGACUUGGAUCUUGCCUUCCAUGCCAAAAUUGUCACAGCUGGGAAUGGAAGUACCUCAAGAUGCUGGCUCAGCUCUUCUCAGUCCAUCUGUGUGGUUUUCCUGUAGUCCCUCUUUAAUGAUAAACUUCUCCAAUGGUUCCCAUAUAUUGACUAACUUGUAUGGAAACAACAGAUUUCCACUCUUUACUUCAUGAGAAGGUGCAUGUUCCUUGCAGGGAAGGGUGUUUGUAAAACCUCUGAGAAAAAGUAUCCCCUUGUAUGGGCAGAAGCCUAACAUAAUGCUUGGUCUGCAAGCCCAGCGGCUGCCCAACUCCCCUGUAGACCCAUACCAAGGGUUCAUGCCAAGGUAUCUUGGUUACCUUUGUGCUAUGGGUGCACUGUCUCAAUAUCCUGCACUGCUAUUCCUGAAGCGCCAAAUCUCAUGCUUCAUCAACCUCCUAGUAAAGGUUGCCAAAGCUUUUCUAAGCAACUUGCUCUUCUGCCAAAACUAUGUAUGCUUAGGACUUUUAUGUCUAAUCCAGGGAUCACCCUCCUUUUUAGGCCUGUAGGCACAUUUGGAUUUUUGAGUGAAUGCCGUGGGUACCAUCCCCUCUGGUCACUGAUAACCCCCUCUGUGAGUCAGCUUCCUCCCACAGAGGAACCAAAAAAGAAAGUACACGCACACACAGGUUUUCCAAGCAAUCUGGAUAAAAGUUGGAGGCAUUAAUCAUCUGAUCCUUGAAAAGGACAUAGAGCUGAAAGAGGACAUAGGAAAGAGUGUCACUUUUCCAACUUCCUUUAGCUCUACAUCAUGCCAAGGGUCCUGGGAAUAGGGUGGUUGUGGUCAGAGACCUGGCAGGCACCAGGGAAAGACCUCGAGGAUGUCAUUACACCCACAGGCACCACACUGAUGUCUCUCCUCUAAUCUCCCCCCUUAAUCUUGUCUAGUUUUUAUAAAGUGGUUGUCAGUUAUCAGACUUGCGCUUAAAUGACUGAAAAUGGUCAACAAUUCCCCAUCCUUUUGUUUCUUGAUUAAUGGCACUGAGUUAUUCAGUUCUUGAGCUUUUAGCAUUCUGAGAAUGGCACCUUCCCUAUAUCUUUCUCCUCCUCAGCUUGUCAACACCCCUCAUAGUGUGUUGCUCAGAAACUGAACGUGGCAUCCUCAUAGCACCUCUCUGCCAGUGCGUUGCCAGGACUGCUGCAGAACAUGUCUCAGUGCAAAGUGAUUUUAUGGCCCUAACCACUCCUGGGGGGAAAUGGCUGGAAAGUGGAGAGCCUUUUCUCUCUGUAUGGCGGUGGUUCUACUUCUCAGAGGUGGGACAGAGAGAGAGAGAGAGGCAGCCAGAGCUCAACCCUUGCCAGAGUGAUGGUGCGAGAAAGUACUGGGAGUGGAAGGGACCGGCUGCUUUUUUGAAGAAAGAGCCGUUGACUGGGGCUCUUUGGGCCGUCUUCCUAAGGUCCUCAGUGAUAAGGCCCCAGGCUAAGCAGCGGCACCUGCCAGCUUUGUGUGGUCCAUUAUUUGAUGCUCCUCUUCUGUCUGACCAUCCUGUGAAAGGUGACUUGCAACCCACACAGGGUGCCCUCUUUAAGUUGUUCUCUGCACAGAGCUGUGGAUAGGGGAUCCUAUGCACUUCCAACCUGUGGGAUUCUAGUCUGCGCCACCUAUAGCAGGACCUUCACAAGCCCUUCUGAGCUUAUCUCUUGUUCCUCCAAGUACCACUUUUUUGUGGGAGGAGGUAUUAACCAUCAUGUGGACUGGAUGAAGGGGAUGCACUAUUUUUUCCAGCUGAACUGCACACUUUCAGCUGAGCAAGUUCUCUUGCUGUGUUCUCCCAUGGCCCAUGGGAUAUCUUGGCAGUCAAUGUGCAUCCCUCCACUGUGGGUUUUUUGGGGGGGGAGGGGAUGUCAAUGUAAUCACUGACUUGAGCUUCCACACCACAGCUUGCAAAUACAGUAGGUGCUGUUUCCCGUGAAGGCUUUGGAGCACUUAAUUUGGACUGUACCCCACAUCCAUCCCUCAGGGAACUUUGUCACUUUGCUUCACACAGGGACGUAGUUGUGGAGCUAUAGUUGGGGGUUAAGGGAAUCCUUUCCUUUUUGGGUGAUGUCUCCUGACCUGGGGUGAUUGAUCCCCAUUUUUCUUAGGAUUAUGUGGAGCGCAGUGGGAGGCAUUGCCUCAAUGCUCAGCCCCUGAACCUCUGCACCAUCAGGACAGUUGGAGCUCCUGUGCAGAGCCUCCUGGCUGGGGACAAUCUCACCCUGCAAAUUUUGCAAACACAAAAGUUCCAUGUCUCCCCCAGCAAAAAGCCACAGCAGGCUGACUUCUGACUGGCACAUGAAUCCCCACAGGUAGCAAGCAGCGUUGUUGCCCCCAGUUUUAAGUGGAGGGUAGCUGCCUGCUUGCCAGCUUCUCCUACAGUCCCCUGGCAGUGAAUUCCACCUGGGUGCCUGCACCUGUAUUUGUGGCCUGUAGAACGUGCCCUCGGCUGCCCCCUCAGAGGAACAACUGGCUGUUGUCUUCAGGGCUGAGUGGUUCAGUGUAGCAUGUGGGGAUUUGGCUUGCAAGAGCGAAAGCUUCCAAAGAGUGACCUUCCCCUCCCUUUCCAAGAGCUUUCAGCUUGCCCUAAGGUUGCUUCCACACUAGGACCCCUGCAAUUUCCCCCCAGUCAACUGGAAGAGGAAUCAAAAUGGCAGCUCCACAAUGCACUUGAUAGAGCGCCACUUCCCCCUCUUCAGAAAAUAAAAAUCUGGCAAAGCACAGCCUCCCAGGAAGAGCUGAAGAUGCUAUUUACUGAAAAGUGAGCCUUAUUCUGUGAAGGUCCCACCUCUUCCUGCAACUGUCCCUUUUUCAUUAGUGGCUUCCUCUUACCCCCUUUCUUUUUAAAGCUGCUGCCCUGUUCCUGGCUUUUUCAUUGGUUUUGUUUUGUUCACUCGUGGCCAUAAGCAUUCCUGAGUUGGACCUUAACAAAUUAGUUCCUAUUUCCUGCAGGUUGGCUGCGCUUGUUAUUACUGGUUUCCUCUUUACAGUGAGAGCAAGGAGUUCAUUCGUUUUUAUUUUAUUGGUUGCAGUUGCAGUUGCAGUUACUCAAUUGCCUGAAAACUGAGUGAACAAAUCAUGUCCAUUCUGAAGAAAACAGUUAGUGUGGAAGCAACCUAUUGUGGGUGCGGCUGUGUUUCCCUUGUAAAUGUAAAUUGCACACUUGGAACACAAUCCAUCUAUGCAAUAAUCUGGCUUGGCUUGGCUUUAUUGCUCAGCCUGCCCUACCUCCCGUGGCUAAUGCUAUUUCCAACUGGGUGUUGGGAAUUCUCUGUUUUGCCAAUGCCACUCUGAAUGUAAAGGAAACUCGAAACACCCCCCCCAGUCUUUCUCUUUCCUAAUGGAAUUGUAAAUUUAUUGUUUCUUUAGUUUUUAAAGCAGGAUUUGAGAAGUCAAACCAGAUUUUUUUUUCCUGGGAUGGAGGGGGUCAAAAAGAAUAAUUUGGGAAAUUGGGAGUAGGGAAUACAUUCUUGGAAUGAGGAGGCAGGUUGUUUUACAAUAAUGUUCAAAGGUGGAAUGUUUGGGGGCCAUAAGUCUUUGAAGCACAUGUUAAAAGUUUGGAUCUUUCCAACAUAUUUUUAACAAGACAGUAAAGUGCCCUACCGAUGCCCUCACAGUGGCUGUUUUACUUUACGACAUACUGUGCAGCUGGAGCUUUUCAUCCUUAUUGGAAUCAGUGUUAAAAUCUAGAUACUUCAUAAAUGCCAAGACUGAGACCACACAACAACUAUACCCCAGAGAUGUGCACAUACAAGACAUCUGGAUGUUCAUCAAGCCGUUUUGCCUUUUCACACAUUUUUUUCCGAAGCUCCCAAUCAGAGGUUUGAAACCAGUUUGCUACCUGGCAGACAGGUUGGCGUGAGGGCUGUGUGUUGCUGGAGAGUAAAUGGUUUGGUGUAGAUUUCUUCUCUGGAUCAUGCCCACUGCCUUUGUUGGUCUCAAGUAAUUGUAGAACCUGUUUGCACAAUUGUGGUUGUGGUACUGCAUCGGCCACAGUGAGCUUACGCUGAAGUUGCCAGGGGAUUGUUACUUUGGGUACAGAGUCCGGUCUGUCCCCUCCCCCAGCACUGGGGUGCUUUACUCUCCAGCACAAUGACUUUUUGAGAUUUUUGCACAGUCCAAAGCCCAUGUGCGUAUUGAAACAAACCAGGAUGUGCCUGCAGCAAAGUAGCCCAAUAAACUAUUGUCCAUAUGCCUCUGCACUUGCCUGUGUACCUCUGAUGCACAUUUCAGUGGGCUUCCAGAGCUGUCUGAAUGAAACUUUUCCAGUUCAACCAAGUACCACAGAUCUCUUCAUUUCUUCCCCCUCACAUCCAUGGGGUAUGUGUGUUUUCCUCUUGUUGCUUCUCCUGCUAGCCUCACCAGUUGCUGUCUACGCAGGAGUCAGCUUGGCAGGGCCUCCAGACUAUCCUGGCCUUUGCUUUUGUGCUUUGCUGUUGUACCAAUGACUGACCUGUGUUCUUACAAUCUAUUAGAAGUAGCAAAAUAGACCAGCCUUCACCAAGCUGGUGUUCUUCCAGAUGUUUUGGACUACUGCUCCCAUCAGCCAACUGUGCCAGCUGGGAGUGAUGGGAAUUGUAGUCCUAAACAUCUGGAAGGCAAACAGCUUGAUGAAGGCUAGUGUAGACUUUACGUUUGACUAUAUAUUAUGAGAGACUAGAAAGAGCUCUGUAAUGAUGGGACAGGAUUCUCUGUUUCUUUUCCUCGAGAUGGCAAUGUUGGAACAACAUUAAAAGAAUUGGCAUUUA
Messenger RNA from Rhineura floridana, 10134 nucleotides. It is a transcript of the gene CCDC50, whose product is annotated as coiled-coil domain containing 50. The record is from RefSeq and is a predicted model, not a curated record. Gene Ontology annotation, molecular function: ubiquitin protein ligase binding. Gene Ontology annotation, cellular component: cytoplasm. The transcript has 12 exons. Bases 446 to 2212 code for a protein of 588 amino acids. NCBI's taxonomy places the organism in Eukaryota, Metazoa, Chordata, Lepidosauria, Squamata, Rhineuridae.